Molecule: messenger RNA, 1246 nt
Organism: Hypoxylon trugodes
Lineage: Eukaryota; Fungi; Ascomycota; Sordariomycetes; Xylariales; Hypoxylaceae
Product: SnoaL-like domain-containing protein
Exons: 2
Coding region: 149-1000 (283 amino acids)
Source: RefSeq, a predicted model, not a curated record
GACAGGGAUAUUGGCGAGCUCAACCUAGGGGGGCACAUAUAUACUUGACUAGCUAGGUAGCUAAGCUAUCGUAUCGAGCCGUGACUGGUUAUCGUCGCUUUUCGGAAUCACGUUGAAUACCAUCCAUUGAAACUUACCUCAAGACACCAUGGGGUCCGAACUUGCAGAGUUGAAGGAGCAGGUCUCCCUGCUUCGCAAGGAAGUUUCACGCAUCUCGGAUGAAGCUGAAGUGCGAAAGGUUCACUUCAAAUAUGGCUACUACCUCGACAAGUGCUUAUAUAACGAGGUGGUAGAUAUGUAUGCAGACCACCCCGACACCUACGUCGAGUUUCUUGGAUCGCGAUAUCGAGGAAAGGCCGGCGUCAAGCGACUCUAUAAUGGCCGUUUCCAGGAGGCUUUCGUCAAUGGGCGCAAUGGGCCCGUCCGUGGUUUCCUACUAGACCAUAUCAUGAUGCAAGAUAUCGUCGAUGUCGACCCUAGCGGAACACAUGCCUGGUGCCGAAUGCGCGCGUUGAUGCAAGCUGGAACACAUCAAUCCGUCAAGGACAGCCACCCGCGCGGACACGUUCAAUGGUGGGAAGGUGGUCUCUACGAGAACGAAUACAUCAAAGAGAACGGCGUUUGGAAGCUAUUCCGAUAUCGAUACUUCCCAUUCUGGCACGCUGAAUACGAGAAGGGUUGGUCUCUAACCAAGGAGAACUACGUUCCCUGGCCUACAAAGACCUACCCUGAGGACCCCUUAGGUCCAGAUGAGAUUAUCGAGCAGAAGAUGCUUUGGCCUGACACGCGCGUGGUACCUUUCCACUACCCACACCCGGUGACGGGCAAGCAGACCGCAGACGACGACCUUCGCGCCCCGCACUUUGGCAAGGACGCCAGCACGGCCGAGGCGCCGCUCACCCUAGAACUACCUGAGGGCCAGAGCCGACCUGGAGCGGGGAAGACGUGGGAGAGCGAGGGCUCAGUGAGGGUUCUGCCUGAUCUAGUUCAGAACUCGUAGCGUUGGGUUGCAUACAUAUAGCCUAAAGGGGGAUAGGGGGAAAGCUGGCUGGAAUCCGAAUCUGGGGUAAAGAACUCCCUCUCGCGUGUAGUCGACCCCACUUCUCCAACGCCGAGCUUGGUGGCAUUCUUAUUAUAGUAAGUAGCGGAAGUGGUAGUAGUUAGAUGCAAAGUGUUCGUAUCAGAUCGUACGGUCAUAUGCUUGUCCUUUUUCCAGCCGUAACAUAACUGCCGACCGCGUGUAGAU